Molecule: messenger RNA, 2401 nt
Organism: Homarus americanus (American lobster)
Lineage: Eukaryota; Metazoa; Arthropoda; Malacostraca; Decapoda; Nephropidae
Gene: Nct
Product: nicastrin-like
Exons: 1
Coding region: 70-2184 (704 amino acids)
Biological process (GO): protein processing; Notch receptor processing
Cellular component (GO): membrane
Source: RefSeq, a predicted model, not a curated record
AAUAAGUAAAUGACAUUACGGUCGUGUUCGUGGUAAUACUUUAACACCAGAUAGAAUUAGUCAACAAUCAUGGCGGCUGUUGUGUCCUGCGUCAAUCGCCUCUUGGCUCAUAUUUUUGUCUUACUCGUAGUGUUGAUGGAUGUGAACGGGAACCGGGUGAAACACAAGAUCUAUGAGGAUAUCCAGGGUGAUAUGGCUUGCUUCAAAAGGUUUAAUGGGACGCAGGAGAUCGGAUGUACGUCCAAGUUCUCUGGCAACAUUGGUGUUGUUCACGUAGUUGAGUCCAAGGAAGACUUAGUGUGGGUGUAUCAGCGAGGACCUCACCAGCCUUACGUGUUGGCUAUUACCCCAAGGUUCCUUACCUCAGAGGUGCUAAAGGAAGCCCAGAACUCGGGCAAGGUGUCCGGGGUGGUAGUCAUGGUGGAGGAAAAUAAAUUGGACCUCCCUGGGGGUUUCUCUGGGGAGACUCAUUGCCCCAACCAUGAACUUGGUCUAUACAAUGACUCCUCACAAUCGGAGUACUCUGGUUACUGCUGGAAGGAGCCGUGGAACCCCAAUGGUACAUCACUAUUGUACAUGUCCUGGAGUUUUCCGAUCUUCUUGAUUGACAAUGAGACGUCCAUUAACAACAUCAGGGAUUACUAUAAGACAUUCAAUGAGCCAGGUACAGACGGAGAACCUCGUUCAUGGCCGCUGUGUUGCAUGGAGCUCAAGUCCAACAUGUUCGGGACAACCAACACAGAGGUUUGCAUGAGGCGGCGGACCAUCGCCACAUCAGUGUUCCAGCCAGUGAACUUCUGUGAUCCACUCUCUGACUACAACAUCUGGGGCAGCGUCAAGCCUAUGAACAGUUCAGAAGUGACCCCGGAGAAGUCUGUCAUCAUCGUGGCUGCCAGGAUGGACGCUGCCACGAUGUUUGAUAAUAUCUCUCCUGGCGCAAACUCUGCCAUCUCAGGCAUGGUGACACUCUUGGCCGCCGCCGGGGCUCUCUAUAACUUAAAGGACGACAUCAUGAAAUCAGAGGUUGAGAAGAAUGUGCUGUUUGUGCUGUACCAGGGAGAGACUUGGGGUUACAUUGGAUCAUCACGUAUGGUGUGGAACAUGGAGAAGGGAGACUUUCCUUUUAAACAUCAAGAGGACGAGACUGACCAGAUAUCACAGAUGAACUUAACCCACAUUGACUCCUUUAUUGAGCUGGCUCAGGUAGGCCAAGGAAUGACGCCCGUAGGAAGCCAUCUGUUCCUCCACACUGAUCCCAUCUCUAAUGUUGAUCCAGAGAUUGGGAAUGAGACAGACACCUUGCUAAAUCUCUUGGAAAAGUAUGCCAACAGUUCUGGGAAUGUAAAAUUUGAGAGAGCCAAUGGAGAUGCACCUCUGCCACCUGCAUCUUUCCAGAGCUUCUUGAAAAGGGUGAAUAUAUCUGGUGUCGUCAUUACCGAUCACAGAGACGAAUUCAAGAACUCUUACUAUGAAAGUAUAUUUGACGAUUACCGUAAUGUUAAAUACACAUCUGAAAAUGAGAGCCAGGAGACGGACAUGUAUCAUAAACACAUAAGCCGGGUCGCAGGAGUGCUGGCAUCUGCCCUUUACACACGCCUCACGGGCAACUCAAAGGUUAUCAAGGCAGACGAAAAGCUGACUGACGAUCUGUUGUAUUGUUAUAUGAAGAACUUCAGUUGUCAGAUGUUCCGCGACUAUGGUGAUAGACUGCCACGAGACCUCUUCAGUGACAAACCUGCUAAGAUGUACGUCAGCGUUAAGGGAGGCGAGGGAAGCCGUACAACCUUGACCCACUUAGUCUUUGCCAAACUCCUGGGCGAGAAAGUCGAGCUGAACGAGACCAAGUGUAAGACAGAGAGUUUAAAUCAAGUCCACCAGCUCUACUACUUCGCAUCUCUCAACAAUGGAACGUGUGUCAUGUCCACUGUAAGGAAGACGGAGGCCAUGAGCCCCGCCUUCCUUAUAAAGGAUUACAACUGGCAGUCGGGCGAGUAUUCCACAUGGACUGAGAGUGGAUGGCAGUUAACCAAGGCUAUGAUUUUCCUGAAGCCAUCAGUGGCAGAGGAGGUUGGUUUAGUGUGUGGCGGAAUUGCAUCGCUCUUGCUCUCUCUGGCCCUAGUCUACUUCAUGAAUUCAAGAGCCGAUCUUCUGUUUGGCCUGACAACGCCCCCGGCUCCAUGUUGAGGCCUGACAACGCCCCCGGCUCCAUGUUGAAAAUUGUGGCAGUGACAGUGGAUUCAUUGUAUUCCAAUGUCAAUAGUGUGGUGGACUUAAUCAUGACAGAGUAAAUGGAAAGUACUGUAAUUAGUUCCUUCAUUAUAAAUUAGGUGGUUAUUAUCUGAAAUUUUAAGUUUAGUUAAAUUUUAGAGACUUCCAUAUACCAUACUAUAUAUAUAUAUAU